This is a messenger RNA of Cyphellophora attinorum, 876 nucleotides long. RefSeq lists its product as uncharacterized. The record is from RefSeq and is a predicted model, not a curated record. The transcript is spliced from 2 exons. Lineage: Eukaryota; Fungi; Ascomycota; Eurotiomycetes; Chaetothyriales; Cyphellophoraceae. Bases 1 to 876 code for a protein of 291 amino acids.
AUGGCCGACCCACCCCCAAAUCUCAUAGCCUUGCCAGAGGAGAUCCAACAACUGAUCUUCCGUCACCUCUUCGCCGGCCGUCGAUUCAGUCGCUACCUGAAAGCCAUUGACAAUAAAGGUCGUACGCCACGCGAGCUGCGCAGCUGGAUCAAGGUGCGCCGUCGUGCUGGGGAUCUGGCACCGUUCGAGCAUAACCCCUUAUCAAUCCUCCUAUCUUGCAAGGCAUGCUACGUACAGGCAGAAGAGGCAUUCUUUCGACACGGCAUCAUCAAUGCAAGCGACGAAAUGAGAUCGUUGAAGCUGUCAAUUCUGUAUAACGAAGGCCUCCCGAAAUCGAUGGAUCUUCUGGAGCAAGUUCGACAUCUGCAUAUGAGUGUUCUGGACGGCCUUUAUCUGGGCACUAUCGCCAAGUUACCAUUGCUGCAGACGUUUACGUUGGUCAACCGUUUAGGAUACUGUAUGGAAGUCCGCGAAGAUGCUUUCUUGAAGGAAGGCAUUCUGACGGAACACGGGGGCGCCUUGGUAAGAUCUGCAUUAUCGAAGCUCUUGGGCUUAGAUCUAAAUCAUCCCAUUGGCUAUGGCCAGGAGUUGACACCACUCCUCCGCGAGUGGGCAACGCGCCAGCAGAGCUUCCAACUCAACAUCUCACACAUGGCGGCAUUGGCGACUGAUCUCACCUCAGGGGAUCCCCCGUACCGCAUUUUGGUCUUGCAAACCGACUUCAAUCGAGGUCAAAUGCAAGUCAGCGACCAUGGGACCUCCUCGGGCUCAGUCAAGGUCAAUGUGGCGGACAUCCUCGCAGAACUCUCACAUACCCCGGGUUGGACUCGUGUCGCAGAACUCCCACAAACCCCGGGUUGGGUUCGUGCAGAGUAA